UUACUCCAAAUGAAGCACGGUCAACCCAACUGCUUGGAGCCAAGCAACCGUCAGAGGCCAAAUCCUGCGAGGGGCUUCACCUUCUCACAUGUCUCUCUUCUCGCUUCACAUUGAAACACACACACACACAUUUUAGGAGACAGCUGCAAUGAAGCCUAGAUCUUCAGUGAAGAGGACCUUCAUCAGUGUCUCCAUCUAUGGGAAAAGUACCGGUGCUGAGCUUGGACUUGAGCUUUUGGUUGGAUUUUGCGUUUGAUCUUAGAGUUGGAUAAAGUUUGAGCACAGGAUGAUGCUAGAGAUGCAAAACCCCGAGGAUAGUGGUGGUGGUGUUGGAGGUUCUAGCUUUGUGGACAUGCUGGGCACUGAAGAGAUGGAGUGUAAGAUCUGCUACUGCGCCUACAACCUGGGGAGUCGAAGGCCUAAGGUGCUUGAGUGCUGCCACCGUCUCUGCUCCAAAUGUCUCAUUAAGAUCCUGGAUUUGGGUGAGUCGCCUCCCAAUGCCUUGGUGUGUCCGUUUUGUCGCUAUCUCACUAGACUGCCGGGAGAUGCUGUGAGCAACCUGCCAGAUGACUGCAACCUGGUGGCAACGCUGGCCCUCCAAAACAGGAAUCAGAGAAACCGGCAGUUCCACCAGGAGGCAACUACGGAGCUGCUCCUAAGCCCCAUGCGCCUGAGCUCACUGAUGAGCAGCAAUUCACCUGUGAUAUCUACUUCCUCCUCCACAUCUUCCUCUACCCCUUACUCCACCAUCCGCAGUUCCCCUAAUUUUGUGGUCAUUACUAUCAUGGAACCUCCGCCCGCAUCCAUAUCCACCCAAGACAUCCAUCCCUACCAGCAGAUGCAUGGCUCUCACCUGUCAAACCAGGACUACCACUCAUCCAGUCAGGACUCUAUGGCAUCCAUCGCAGAGAGGUGGACAGUGUGGAACUGUGCAGCCCUCCUGUGCCAGACUUCAGCCCGGGCAUUGGUAUGGGUCCUGGGGCUCUUGUACUUUAGCUCCCUGCCUAUGGGGGUUUACCUGCUCAUAAUGCAGAGGACAACACUUGGGGUGCUUCUGGUGAGCCUGGUUCCUGCUAGCCUCAUCGUGAUCAUGGUCUAUGGGUUCUGCCAGUGUAUCUGCCAUGAGUUCUGGGACUGCUUACCAUCAUAAUGCAACCAAAUGAACAGGCAAUGCUUUGCUUUGAACAUGCUUGACAAUAGAUCUCCAGAAUUGACUAAUGGGGAUGUUACU
Pundamilia nyererei is the source of this 1231-nucleotide messenger RNA. It is a transcript of the gene rnf182, whose product is annotated as ring finger protein 182. Gene Ontology annotation, biological process: protein ubiquitination. Bases 287 to 1150 code for a protein of 287 amino acids. NCBI's taxonomy places the organism in Eukaryota, Metazoa, Chordata, Actinopteri, Cichliformes, Cichlidae. The transcript has a single exon. The record is from RefSeq and is a predicted model, not a curated record. Gene Ontology annotation, molecular function: ubiquitin-protein transferase activity. Gene Ontology annotation, cellular component: cytoplasm.